Xyrichtys novacula (pearly razorfish) is the source of this 17947-nucleotide messenger RNA. NCBI's taxonomy places the organism in Eukaryota, Metazoa, Chordata, Actinopteri, Labriformes, Labridae. The record is from the annotation of a GenBank genome assembly.
AUGUCGAAUGAGAGGAACGUGGAGGCUGUCGGCUGCGACGCCUCCAUCAUGAAGAAUGUUUGGGAGAUCCGAGAGAGAGAGUAUGAACAGAAGAUACAGCAGGAACAGGAGCGGAGGGCGAAAAGUGCUCUGCCUGCGUAAGAACUAAAACAGUUUCUGUGUCUGUGUGUGUCUGAACAGACUUGUCUGCAAGUCCCCCACAAAUCUGAGAGUAUAACUUCUUUGUCCUUUGGAGAGCAGAUUUUCAGCAUAAAAAUUUUCUCAAAACAGCUUUUGCAUUUUGAAUUAUAAUGGAUGUUUGCAGACACCAUUAGUAGAAGUUAAUUUAAUGGAUGGCAGAUUACAGUUGAUCGUUAUAUGCUCAAAGCUUUGUUACCUCUGCACAAUUUCUGUCAAUUUUUAAACUUCCUUGUUUGGACUUUAAAAAGUUUAUCAAACACUGUUGCAACUAAAUCAAUGAUGGACCAAACUUUAGUGCAAUUAAAUCAAAGAAAAGAAAGAAAGACACAGAAAAACUUGCAAAAAUUGGAUUGUUCUUUUUUUGAUCCAAACCCCGUAUAUGAAUGGACUUAUUUAUAAGACUUUGACAUAAUACUUAUUUAUUUACGGCACCUAUUAAAAGAGUGUGAAUGAUAUUCAAUCUGUCAGCAUGCCAAAGGUUAUUUCACAUUGACUGACAGCAGGGCUCAGACAGUAGCAUCGUGUACUUAAAUGUCUCGACCUUACUGUGGGAGGAGUGAGGAAUCACUGAACAUAGCGGCACAGAUAGUGAUUUUACAGUCGACUCUAAACAUGUGGGAGGGUAGAAUAACUGUGCAGUAGACACUAGAUACAUUUUUUUUCUAAAAAUCUGUAAUCCAAACCAGUUGCGCAAAAAAAAAAAAUUCUUUCCCCGUCUUAGUUUUUUCCAAUGUUUUCUACCAUUUGGACCCAUUUAACCUGCAGAAAUCAAUCAGCAGAUUCAACUGUAUUCCACAGAGAUACAUGGCUCAUUAUUAGAUGGUUAGGAGCACAUAUUGUUAUUAUACAACACUCAAGGAAGUCAAGUGAUGCUCCACAGGAAAAAAAUGGAAUGAGGAGACAAAAUGUAGACUGAACAACAACAACAAGAUUUUGCAGAGUUGACAAAGUAUAUAACUUAUUUCAAGAUCAUAUUGUUCAGCAAAUAAUGUUUAUGCCCAUUUCACUGAGAAAAAUGUAUGUCACACAGAUAACAAUAUAAUUUGCACAGUAGAAACUAAGAUUGUACAGACGAAUGUACUGACUUCACAACACAUGAUUGCAUGAAAUUGCAAUACUGAAAAUUAUACUCCAUGGUAGAAAAUAUAUGUGUUGCAUUAUAAAAAUAAAUGCUGCACAGUAAAUAUCAUAUAUUUGACAGUAUAUUAUUCAGUAUAGAUAAACAUAGCAUGAUAGAUAAUACAUCUAUGAGUUUAAGUAAGGACAAUUGUUGGCAUACUUUAUAUUUCUUAUAUACAAAUACCAAAUGUAAACGUUUAUCCAUGCUGUACAGUGUUAAGUAAUUCCUCCCACACAUCACUGUCAAGUCAAAAAUCCAAAAUAUUGCUUCACUUUGUUGAGGGGAAUGUUUUUAUUGAGGUGCUUACAGUCAGGAUUUUAAUUAAGCUAUUAACUGGUGAGUGUCCCUGUAACAUUAUCUCAUCCAGUAAUGAGUGUCACCCCAGGCCUAAUUAUAAACAGAGCAGAUAUAUAUAUAUCCCUGACCACACAUUUUUGGACUCCCUCCAUGUCUAUAAAUACAUAACACAUGCUGUAACCCAGCAACAAAUCUAGCCUAUAGUACUGUAUAGCAUAACUGUUCGCCCUGCAUCCCAAUCACUGAGAUGUGAUAAGAAAGCACCAAUAAUUUCCCCUGCAAAACAAUGAAAAAGUUCAAAAUCCUUAAAUUGGGAUGUAUAGGUGUCCAUGGCAUAAGUAGUUUACUUCCAUGAUCAAUGUUGAACAAUAUGUACAGGUUUAGGAGCAACAUAUGUUGCCAUUCAGACAAUGACUUUAUACAGACGACCUUCAUAUUUCAGCAAGAUAAUGACAAACCACAUUCUGCAGAUUAUACAACAGCAUGGCUCUGUAGUAAAAGAGUCCUAGGGCUGAACUGCCUGCAGAUUCAGAUUUCAGAUUUAUAUAUGUACACAUAUCUCUCAUAAAAGUGGUCAGGUACAGUAUUCUUAUAUGUACCCUUAUAUGGUCCUUGAGAAUACGAGUCUUGUUUGGUCUUUUCACUUGUACAUCUUUCCCACAGCAUCAAUAAGGAGUGGGCGGGACGAUUGGCUGCAAGACAAGGAAACUACAAAAGGCCAGAGAGGAAACCAAGAAGUGAAGAGGCCCUGGAAGAGGAAAAUGUCUGGAAGUCCAAGAAACCACAAGUUCCACCUUCUAAGCCACGUGGUGUUCCAGCUUUAGCUCCACCCACCAGACCAGCAGCCCCAGGCAGAGCCCCCGCCGCUCCCGUUAAGGAGAAAAAGUUGCCAGACAAAAACCUCAUGAAGCUUCAGUUACUUAUGUAUAUCAACCAAGGUCAGCCUUCAAACAUGGUAUGGGGAAAGUCAUGGAAGUUCAACAAGUCCUUGCCAACACUUGCAGAUGGCAAUGACGCCCAAUCAGACUGGGGGCAGUGCUGGAUGUUUGCCACUCAGCAGCCUUUUAGUGAGGCAGGCCAGCCUUGGAAAAAUGGGCCCAACAUGAUGGAUCCUAACAGCAUGCACUUCUGGGAGAAACUUGAGACCAGACUGGUGGAAACUGAGGAACUAGACCUGGGUCUUCCCGAGGAUGAGUGGCAUGCUUCCUGGAGAAGAUUAAACAAAACCCUAAAGGAUUCUGUGGAUGGGGAGAACCUGCACAAAUAUGGCAUGUUCAGCUUAUUGAUGCAGACUCAGCAGUACAAUGAAGAAUUAUGCGCAUCAGAGUGGGAUGGGUCAUGGAUGUCUACCAAGCCAAGUGAGGAGGAGUAUCUUGAGGAAGAUGUUAGCCCAAUGGAGCAGAAUAAAGACAUGGGCUCUUUGUUGGAAGGUUGGAAGCUUACAAACCAGUAUGGUGGCAACAAGACCCCAACAACCGCGGUCAAAAAAUCUUUAAGUCCAGUGUGGAACAACUCAUGGAGGGCGGCCAUGAUGGUCCCCAAUGAUAACAAGAAUUCUGAUGCCUCUAUGACGCAAGGCGACAUGGGUACCCAUGAUGAUCAUGGCCAGCAUGGCCAAUCACAACUCUACAGAGUGAGCCUUACAUCUCAGGAGAAAAAGUAUAGAAACCGUUACUCACAAGUCUGGGAUGAAUUUCAGGCUCUCUCUGAGUGGACCAAGUCCUGGGAGGUGACAAAGAACAACUCAAAACCAUGUGAAGAAAUAGAAAAGGUCCUGAAACUCUCACAGGAGGCUGUUCUAGAGGUUCCAAAGGUAGAGAGUAAGGAAAAAGCACUCCCCCCAACACCAAGCACUGCAGACCCACGUUAUGAGCAACUGAGACAUAGUGUGAUGUACCACCCAAGGAGAGAAUUUACCCAAGCUCAGCUCCUUCGAAUGAAACGUCUGGAAAAUGUCCUACCUGCCCCGGAAUGGAAAGAAUCUUGGAAGGCAGUGAAACACCAAAUGAGGAUGGAGAGGAGAAGAUACAGACCUGAUCCUUCAAGCCCUUUCAGACGACCUGAGAGGGGAGGAGACAGGAAGCCUGCCGCCUCAGAGUGGAAAGAUUCAUGGAAAUACACCUGCCAGCCACUGCAGCAGGAGCCUGAUCAGUGGCAGCAAGGUUGGACCGCCCUUCCCCAAAUCAGAGUGGAUCGUGCAAGAGAGUGGAACCACUUUGCCCCAGUGGACCUUCCCAAGAAUGGCCCAACUGGAGAGCGAGGUUGGGAGCAAUCAUGGAGGUUUUUAAGGCAGCAGCCUGGCCAGGUCAGGGCACCAACAAGCCAGGGAAGGUCAAAUGUACCUCCCCAACAUCCUGAUCAUUCAAGGGCACAGAGGAGGUAUGCAAGGUCAGUUUCUGACUGGCGGGAGGCCUGGAUGGUCUCGGAGACCCAGUUCCGCCAUGACAGACCUUCCUUAACUCAGUGGAGGGAUGCCUGGCAGUGGUCCAUCUUCCACACAGAGCACUGGGCUGACCAGAUGCCCAGAGAGAACCGACAAAGUGUGUUAAUGGAGAUCCAGCCCCCAAGAGAAUGGAUUAGAAUGGAGACAAGAAUGAGCCGAUCUUUUGACAAUAAGAUGUUCAGGGAACGCUAUCCAGAGAAGGAAUGGAAUGCUUCAUGGAAAGCUGGGGAGCUCCUGGGCCAUAUGGCAAGUGUUUAUGGAUCUUCAGGGCCAAGUGGGAAGACUAUGAGUGGUUCUGUUCAGAAUCAACAUGCCACCACCAAUGGUCAUGGCUCAAAGUGGGGGCGGCCAUUUAGGAUCGCUAACCCUAUGCCCAAAUUGGAGCAACCUUGGGUUCAGUCCUCUCCUAAUCCAUCUAAGUAUACAGUCAUGUGGGUAAGAGGGAUUACAACUCCAAACAAAAUCAACCCAAUGUUCGGCAACAGCCCUGCAAACUUCAGUCAAUGGGGGCCUUCCCACAGAUUCCUCCAGGGCAGCAGCUCUCAGACCAAAGACAAAGGAAAGCCUCAGCAGGUUGUUGACCCCAUGGUAAUUGUUGCAAAACGUAUAAAUUCAAGGGUUGAUCUGUAUGCUAAAUUAAUGAAGGUGAAACAAGCAGAUAAGACAUGGGCAGGAUGCCACCUGUUAGGAAAAACCCAGCCAAAGCCCAAGAAAGGUGCUUCAUCUGCCAAGAUGCCCAACCAAGGGGAGGAAGAUGACGGGUUAUAUGAAGAAUGGGUCCAAUCAUGGAAGUUCUUGGUAAAGCCUGGUAGUCUCAAGAAGAUUCGUAUGGUUUCUCCCAAAAGCUGGAGUAAGUCAUGGAAAUGCCUUAUACCUCCUUACCCACCAACAAACGGCCCAAAGACCAGAUAGAAAAAGUGCAUCGAAAACGUUAAGCUCAGACAUUAAGGUGAAACAUUUACAAUAAAUCUGACUACAAAUUUUACUACUCGUCGUUUAAUUUUUUUUUUUUUACAACUAUUUUACAAUUUGUUUGUGACAUGCUUAAAAGGUUUACAAAAGAUUAUUUAAUGUAUAAGCAAGAAUUUCUGGAAAGCCUGCAAGUUGAAAUUUGUGGUGUUGAAAGAAACUGCUGUUUAUCAGAGUGGAUGUAUACCUCUGCCUAUAUUUUGAGUAAAAGACGUUUAACACAGCCAUUUGUUUUGUGUGUAUUUUUGCACUCCACCUCCAACAAUACUCAUCUGAAAAUACUGCGUUAGUAAAGCUCUGUUUGUGUUGAUUUUAGUGCCCCCCUGUGGACAAUAUGGUACCUCCAAUAGAUUUACUUACUUUGUUGUGUAUGAAUUCUAAUGCAAACUCUUACUUUGCUCUUGUUCAACAGUCAAAUUAAGUUCUAAAAAGGCUAAUUAUUUAGUUUGCUGUUUAUCCUCUCAUUUCACACUUGCCCCUUCACAUAUGGUUUCAGGUAUUUACUCUCGAUACCAGAUUGUGUCAUAAACCAUAACCCAAAAGGGAUUCAUUCAAAAUGGUUUACGAACUCACAGGACACAAUCAUGUGUCCUGUCCUGUCAAUGUAUAACCAUUGACAGUCACAAGAUUGAUUUAGUGACAGCUAUAUCAUACACACUCACAUUUAAACCAAUUAAGAGUCAUUAGUAUGAGUGGUGGUACUCUGAUCUUUCAUGUUUUAAGUACAAAUAUCAAGUUUAAAUGCUGGAAAUCAAAACCAAAUAUCUGUAAAAACAAGAAUUAGAUAAAAACCUAUAGCACAAGGAGGAUCCUGACAGUCUGAGUAAAGAGCAUAAUAGGCGACUAAGAUUGUGAAGGGGAAAAGAACCACUUUAAAUGAUAGUAAAUCAUUCAAAUACAAAAUUCAUACAGGAAAGAGGGAUGAAAAAAGGCCCCAUGCAGAUAAUUUAUGCAACUUGUCUGCUUAGUUUUUAAGAAUCAGGAUCACAUAGGUGCUGUGGUCAGAGCAGGACCUCUUAUGUCCACCAGAUGGUGCUCUUGCACCUCUACAAGGGUAAUCAUUUCCAACCAUUACAACCUGAGCUGUCUGACUGAACUUUGGCCAACUUUGUGGAACACUUAUUUUGAGAUGAUGAGACCUGUUUUUUUCUGUCUACACAAAUACAGUUGAGCCAACUUACACAAAAAGCACAAGAGUUUCUGGUGCAAUAUAUGCAAUAUACAAUUUAUCCUGAAAUUUGAAGAAUUUCUCUAAAACGUUGUCUGAUUUUCUAUUUUUCAUCCCACUCUCAGACUUUGUGUCCUUGUGAAAUUAAUCAAACUAAAUCUUUAAACAAACACUUGUUUAUCCUAGUGCAGCAUUUUUAACACCCAGUAGAGCAAGAGAUCUGUUACCAUGGGUCAUUUUUCAUGGGUCAUUUUCUCUGUGAGGUCAGGCAGCAGUAGGAGACCUCUCCAUCUGUAAUUAGAUCCUCUGGACAUCCUGCUGCUGGUGGCAGAAAACUGCAGCAGGUUAAACUGAGCUGUGGAUCAGGCAGGUCACAACUGACCUUUAAGAAGAACCUAUUUUAAAGGUCUUUAUAAUGUGCUUUUGUGGGUGAAUCUACAGUCUUCAUGGUGAAAUCAACAACACAAGACAUUUUCUGUCAUUUGAUAGAGACAGAAAGUGCGAAUACAAACCAACUCACACAAUAGUUCAUUUUAUUAUUAGUCCUGAUGAAAGCUAAACUUUCCAUAAGCACCUCAUCCAUCAGCCUCUGACUAUACACACACCUGUUCAGAGCUUUUGUUCCUUGUCCUUUUAGUUAUUUAUUAGGUUGUCAAUGUUGCAUUGCAGUGUCAUCCUUAGGAGUAAGGAAGGUGAGGGGUAUGUUGUAGUCUGGUUUCCCCAUGGUUGGGCACAACAAAAGUGUUUUUUUAUUAGCUGUAAAUAUAGGUAUGAAUUUAAGGAAUGAUGACAAUCUGUUGACUUCUGAUAAUUUCAGUUUUUUUCUUUCAUCAUCAUUUUUGCCAUCACUGCAGGGACACAGCACUGUGGCAGCAGACUAUAUGAACUCAGAGGUGGAGAGCUUCUAGUGACUCAUCAGCCACCCUUGGUAGUCAAAAUGGUAAUAUGAUGAACUGUUUGGGAGCCAAAACAACGGAUUCUCUCAGAGCCAAACAAUCUGGUCCACUAGAAAAACUCUAAAGUCUCAUCAACAGAAGAUAAGUUAAGACAUGAGUAUUUAUACCCUUGAAAGACUUUUUUUAUGAUUGUAAAACACAGAUUAGCAGUUAAGACUGUGAUGUGUGAAGCUGAGAAAAGGAACCCUGCAGAGCAAACUCUGUCAUACAUAUGUGUGUUCAUCUGUUUUAAGAGGAAGAUUAGACAAAAUAGAAUUAUGAAUAACAAGACUUUAAAAAACGGUUUGAGUAAAUUUGUCGCCACAUUGAGUUCUAAAAUAAAUAGGCAGAAACUAAUCAUUAUGUGCAGCCUUGAAACUUGGAAGAUUUUGUCCCUUUCAAACAUUUUCUUAAAAGUCUGUGAGGACAAAAAUAAAGUAGUCAGUCAACAACAACUGUGAGGAUCCUUCAGUUCUGGAGGAUUUUGGCACUUGCUGUGUUGUCCCAUUGACACACACACACACACACACACACACACACACACACACACACACACACACACACACACACACACACACACACACACACACACACACACACACAAAGAUGCUCUGCCCUGCCCGCUCCACCAAUUGGACUGAUCUUGCAUCAUCACUGACACAUUAGGGGAAGUCCGGUUCAUGCUGCUGAAUCAUGCUGUACCGCAUAAAACUAUGUGUCUUUAUUUAGAAUCUGAGACUCUGUCCAUAAUGAUCAUAUAUUUGUUUACAAGUCUUAUGUUUUCACUGUUUGCACAUCCUCCCCACAGUGUAAGAAGGAUGUAAAAUAUGGGUAUUUCCAAUCUGCUGCUAUCUUGCACAAGUCAUUUGACAUUUAUCAUUUCUUUCUUUCAGCAGUAAUGCCACUAAGUUAAUAGAUGUCCUGUCUAAAAGGAUGUUUAUUUCAAUCACAUUGUUUCAGUGCACGGUGAUAAGAGUUUGUGUUUACAUCCAUCCACACUUGGAUGCAGUUAUAGGAAAAGCAGCCACACAGAAAAGUUUUUGCAAACUCUGCAUGAUCCCAAAAAAAGAGCUUUGAGGACUUUUACUCUGACUCAUUGUUUUGGAAAUAAUACAACCUCUCUUCCUGAUGAGCACACUCAGCCAGCUGAGAUGAAGACAGUUGAGGGGUAUAUCACUCUGUAGCAUGAAACCAAAUAAGAGAGGCACAUAGAGGGAUAAAUGAAAACUAGGGACGCAUGGUUUUGGUUUUUCUCGAUGGUUUUUCAAACUCUCUUUGGCUGAUACCCAUGAUGGUGCCAAUCUAAACACACCCUUUGUUUCAUUGUAAAGAAUGUAGAGUUCCUCCUGUGACUGCUGAUAUCAAGCCCAUAAUAUUGUGCAUCUCUAACAUAAAUGUCCAAGGAGAAUAAUUUCAUGAUGAGGACAAGUGAAGACGACUGCACAUUGGUCUUUGCAUAGGUUUGAUAUAAGUGUAAAAAUGUUCAUCAAAUUCAGAGCUCUACUGCUUCACUUGGACGUUCACAACCUGAUUUUGAUGCCAUGUUGUGCCUCAAGGAGUCAGUUUUAAGAAAAUUUCAGGAAAACUAAUGUAAAGAAGGCUCGACUCACUUAUUCAGCAAGAGUUGUUUCAUAACCGUCCACUACUGCACAGUCUAGAAAAAUGACCACCCUCUGCUAUGGCACAUGGAUCAGUUUACCGGUUUGUUGUCAAACACACACAUUCCUUCUCCUGUUGCUUGAGUCAUAGCUGAACUCAACCGGGAGCAAAUAUUUUUAUCAUGAAAUGUGAAUUUUGUCUAUUGUGAGGUAAUACGGAAGUGAGCAGAGAUGAAUAUUUUGAAGUUUUGUGGUUAUAUGAUGGUGCUCUUCAAGUUCAUGGACUGCAAGAACCCUGAAACCGAACACCAGGAGCUGCUUGACAAUCCUCACAAUACUUGGCAGCUCACCAGCAGAGGGAGAAAGAGCCUUUACAUAGACCCUCUCCAGUGUAAUGUAUGUCAGUGCUUUGUUCCAGCAAGCAACAUGGCCCCUGUUCGACCGCUGCUCUGGUUUCUGAUUGGCUCAGACAUGCUAAGACCUGUCUUGUUUGGUUUAUUUGUGCACCUGUUGAAUAAAGAUCAGUUUCACAUAAGUGUUUUCAUUUAAUUAAAGUAACCCCUCUGUGUUCCUGGGCAGGCGGCUGCUCCUCUCAUUGCCUCAGUCGACACUAAAUUUAGAACCGCUGCUCUGGAUCUGUUAACGUAGAAUGUAAAAAUAGCAAAGAGGGAAGCCUACUCACCCCAGAGCAGACAUACACGACAGACUGUGUAAGCAGAUAAAAAUUUAACUGCACAAACAAGCCAAAGACAGACCGACAAACAGAUAGACGGGGAAACAGAAAGACAAGCAGGGGGGACAGACUGGUACCCUCAUUGAAACAGCAAGGAUUCAAGACAGAGACAGAGAGAACGUGGACAUACAGAGUGGUUAACCUUCAUACAUGCGGUUGUCGGAUGUAAACAGAAAGACAGGAACCCUGUAAGAGAGGCAGAGACAUAAGGUAAGACAGUAUAAGUUUAUUUCUCUAUAUAUUGUAUAUCUAAAAUGUCAAAUCUAAUAUUUUGAGGAAAGUCUGUGGGAUUUUGAACAAGUAGGUUUGGAUUUUGAAGGACCUCUGUUGGAAGUCUUUCCCCCAUGCUAUAGCUAGGCUAUACAUCCUAGAGAGUCUGCUAUAAUGUACGAGGUCAGAGUCAUGUGACCAACAAAAGGGGAACCCUCUGAUUUUGUCGUUUGCUUCCACAUGUUGGGAGUACUGUGUGAUGAACUCAGACUCCUUGAGGGCUGAACAGUAUUAUAAAUCUUGUAUUACAAUAAUCAAUAAAGCACUUUAAAUUUAUUGGACAGUAAAAUAAGAGGAAAAAAUUAUGACAUUUCAUUUAAUGUAAGAGAUAUCCAGUUGGCACUUUGUUUAAGGUCGAGCCACUGGAAACAUGCCUAGAAAGCACUUAAUCAGCUAGAGAAGGUCAACUUGUUCACACUUUAUUCACUGGAGGAGAAUCCAAAGACCACUUUGUUCACAACUCACAGGAGUAGCAUCCAGAGGGUACUUUUCUUUGUAGUGUAUCCUCUCAAAGAGAAUCCAGUUGCACUUUGCUCAGGUUUUCUACCAGAGGGUUCACACUUCAGCCUAACCUCUGCUGGUGUCAACACUUAUGUUUCGUGAAAAGUAGCCAUGUGAUGUGUGAUAUCUUUUUGCUGGUAGUACACUUAUAUCUCCUGCCCUUUCAACACAACCUGUACAAAGUGGGAAAGUUAUACUGAGGAGCUGCACAUUGAAACUGUACAUAGCUUUUGGUUACAUAAGAACAUGUAACACGGAACUACCUUACAUCUGCGUUAGUUUUGUAGUGAGUCUCCACCAUGUAGGCCUGUCACUUUGGUCACUUCAAAUUUCCAAAAGCCUGAUGGAUGAGGACCAAAGGACAGAAUGUGAGACCCAAAAAUGGACACUGAGGCUCCCUUGAGGCUUUGGUCUGUGUUGGUUUAAAAUCUAAUUCUGUCAAAUUUGAGAUCAUUGCUGCAUCUUGACUAUUCUGUGUUUCUGUGCAUGUUUUUGCACAGCUCUCUGGUGAAAAUGUUUGGACACAGAGUGUGGGGGGUAAUAUCCUGACUAUGUUGAGCUUGCAGCAGAGGUAGUAACAGAGCCAGAUCAGUGUCUGUGUGAUGGGGCAGCGGGGUGAAAGAGAUCACAACUCUUUUGCUACCUGAUAGCUGGCAUGUAGUUUAAUAUUGCACAUAUGCAGAACUGUAAGCUAUCUUUGCUUAAAUCAGUCAAAAAGGACCUUCAUUGUACACCAAAAGCAACAUUCUUGCAGGGAUUGCAGGCACAAGGAUUCUGCAACAACAAGGAAAGUAAAUGGAAGUUAUAAAAGAAACGUGGUUUUGUUGACAUGUUUUUUGGUGACUUUAGCACCUGUGUUAGUAUUUCACUCUACAUUUGCCUAUGAAGAUAAAGGGGCGCUUAAAUGGUCACAUUUUGAAGUGUUGGGUUACAAUGAACUGCUGCUGAGUCUGAGAAAGUGCAGCCCAACUCAAGCCAAUGCUAAGCCGAGAUAAACACAGAAAUUACACCAUGCAUUAGUGUAUAGCUUUAAAAAGGCUUAAUCCCUUUUAAAACUGUAUUGCAACCCUGCUAUAUCUGUGGCUGUAAGUCACACUUGAGAGGGUGCAGCCUUCAUUUGUUCAUUCUCAGUAGUUUUCAUCAGACUUCUCUAAUGUCAUCUUGCACAGAGAGGCCUGAGCUCUAUUACUAUUUUUAAUUCAUCGUUUUAUUCUGAGGUCAUCUUCAUUUAUCAGCUCAGACACUGCAAAGUCCUGCAGCCCAUCCUGCAGACAGACAGACAGACAGGCAUUACAGUGUGUGUGAACUUUGUUGCACACAGCUCUCUUUCACACUCUGACGGCAUAGACUUAUGGUGACAGUACUGCAGAGUCUGGAAGGUCUAUGCUUCAGGCAAAAAAUACAUAAAAAAAAAGAAAUACAAAAACAAUCAGCAGACACAUUUUGCAGCAAAAUCUUUGGUUAAAGCAACCUUGAUGAGGGGUUGUACUUUUCCAAAACUUGGGAUUUAAAUUGCAGUAACUUCAUGCCAAGAAUGACAAUAGAAUAUCUCUAUUUUUGCCGUCUAUUACCUGAUUUUCCUCUUUUGCUCAUAGGUGACACAAUGUUGUCAAAAAAGAAGGAAGGGAGGUCGUUCAGCAAUGGGCCGCUGAGGGACCAAUGGGAGAAGAUGGCUCAAAGCAUUGAAAAGGAGAACAAACAGGAGGCUGAAUGGAAGAAGAAGAGUACCAACACAAUGUAAGAACUCCACAAGUCCAUCUUAAAAUAUAGUGAAGAUCUUUCAAAGACUCCCUGCAUGAUAAGACAGUUUUCAGUUUUUAGUGGCCUAGCUCUGUUUGCUUGUGCACAAAAGGCCAAAACACACAAAGAAGCUCCAUCUUUAAAAAACCCCCACCUCUCUCUAUGGACAAGGCCUAAGAGAGAAGCAAGAGGUGGUUUGUGGAGUAAUGCUCUGAGGCAUCACCCCUUGGUUUCUAGGGAAUAAUAUAGCUCACUGAUGCCACUUGUCAUACUGGAAAUGCUUACUCAACCUGAGUUUGAUCAACAACAUUGAGUUAAGGCGGUCAAAUGUCCUCCUGACAAACAGCUACAUGCCAACCUUUGAGCCAGUUCAGUAACACCUUUAAAUAUGCAGGUGUAUGUAGAACUUUUAACCUUAAUAUGAUCAAGAUGGAUGUUUGACUGAGGAAUCAAACCAAGCUGUUCACAUGUUACAUGUGUGAAAAUUGAUCUUUAAUUAUUUUUAGAAAGGCGCUCAGUAGGGUUGCCAUGGCUCUCGCUGCCGGCCUCAGGAGGACACUCUGGGAACUGCAGCAUUUUGCACUUUCAUGUUGACCUACUAGAUGUUGCAGCUUGGCUUAGAUCUUAAGCACAGCACUUUUACAUGCACUUAGUUUGCCUGUGGUUUGUAAGUGGCCCAUGUUGUAAGGAUUUUAGACUGCUGCUGUUAGGCUGAACAUUCCCCAUGGACUUUUGAUACACAUGUGUUGAGGUUACUAUUUAGUGUUCACUCUUUCUGCUGAUGUAUUUAACGUUCUCUUUAUUUUGUUGGUUUGUCAACAGAGCAGGCUCAAAGUGGAAUUACCACUGGUCUGUUCUUUGUAACGGCGACUUCAAAAAGUUAACCAGUGGUCAAAAUGAAGAGGAGCAAAAGCCAAAAAUCAAAUUCAAAGUCGUCCCCCCUCCACCUAAAUCCAAACCGGAGCCUCCACCCCCUCCACCUCCGAAGAAAGAAGCUCCACCCAAACUUCACAGACAUAAACGUAAAGUGGAAGUAGACGUGUUUCGGAUAUACUGGAAAGAUUCCUGGAUGAGUCUGAAGCCUCCAAAGUAUCUUUUCCUUAAGGCCAAAGAGUUAAGAGCCAGAAUGUCAGGAUUCACCACCAUAGAGCUGACCAAUGACAUGAGGUACAAACCAAAGGAGUGCCAACCUGAGGAUGUGUGGACGCCUCCUGCUGAGAGAUGGAGCCGCUCCUGGAAACAGGUACUGAGACUGACACUAUCUGAAGGCCUCACACUGACAUGUACUCAAUAAGACAACUGCUUAGUUUUCAGACAAACCAAAGGCUGUGAAAUACUGGCUGGUUUUAGGUCUCGUAUUAACAGGCUAACAGUCCACUAUUAUUACAAACCAAGGUUCAGUUUCUGAACAGAAUAGAGUGCUAUUGGUGGAGGCUUUAUACCUCUUCAGUACUCACUUGGCGUAUUUGCCUGUUUUACACCUGUAUGAGAGUCACCUUUUUACAGCCUUUGUUAAACAGAAAUGAAAAUUCAGCUAUGGUUUUAAAAUUGACGUUUAUAUGUUUUCUGAUUGUUUAAAAGGAUCCAGGUUUCUAUUUUCUCAGUCACUACUGUUGUGUCAUGGGGUGUUUGGGUGACAUCAGAAAAAUGUGGCCUUGUCUAACGUUCGCUGGCAUGAAAAAGUAUGAAAUAUUGCUGCGUUCAAGUUUCCUCGGAAGGCAGAAGUCCAAGUUGAAAAUGAGGUCACACCUGAGUUACCAGCGUUUCAAUUAAGAAGUCGGAACAAGAUGGCUACAUCUAUGAAAGUUAUUUUAGAACUUGCCUUGUCUGAAUAUAAGGCAAGUGCUUAAAUAACUUUCGUAGACGUAGCCAUCUUGUUUCCGCCUCCAAUUUAGCCUUUUUCCAACUUGGUAACUGAAACGCUGGUAACUUGGGUGUGUCAUUUUCAGCUCCAACAUCUGACUUCUGAGGAAACUCGAAAGCAGCAUAUGAGAUGAUCCCACUUUUUUCUCAUGUAUUUUCACUUAAAAACACAUUUUAAUAUAUUGUUAUUUUACAUAUUCAAACCAAAAAACGUUAUUACUUAUCGGGAUUUUUUCAGCCAGACACUUCGGCCAGUGAAAAUAUUAUCUGCCCGCCAACGACAUGUUAAAAAAAAAAAAAAAAACAGUCUACAUAAAACCUAGUACUGACUAAAACUGGACUUAGAAUUAAAUUAAGUUUAACACAUUAGUCUGACUGAAUCAAAUUCCUCAUAGUCUAAUGAACAUUCAUAGAUCAUACAGUUGGGGAUGGAUUUUCCUCAGCCUUGAUACACCUUAAUCCAAACCGUCCGGUGAAAUGCUGGACUGCUGUCCUUGUCCCAGUUUACAAGCACAGGCCAAAAAUCAAACGAUUCAUAGAGUUGCCAGUGACCGGCCUACGAUUCAUCAUAUGUCAGAAUUAUGCUCUUGAUCCUUUCCAGAAACUUUGGCAAUACAGUUCUUUUGAUCGUCUUUUCAUUGUCCUUCUUUCCAGGUGAAGAGUCCGGCUCAGCUGGAGCCCCCUGAGGAGAAAGAGUUCCAGUGGGAGGUUUUGUAUGACAGAAAAUAUGUUGGCAAGACUGAGAUAGAAGUAUUCACCCUUCCUCCCUGGGCUGGUACCUGGAAGAUCAUGAACUUUCCAUUCAGACAGUAUAAACCUGAAUGGGAUGUAAUCUGGCCAGACUAUGAACAAGAAGUCAGUGAUAAGACUUAUGAGCUGCAAAGGCUAGAGGAGGAGGUGAGGAUCAAGGAUUUUUCUUGUCCAUUUUUGCUCUACUAUAUAUUUUGUUACAUGCAAGAGUUCUUUGAGCUGACCACCCUUCAUUUUUUUAUAUUAAGUACAAAUGUUUGUUGUGACUGUUUUACAGGAGGAAUUAGAGGACUGGGAGGAUUCAUGGAAACUUUCUGAGGCAGAAAUCGAAACAGAAUACCAAACAGAAGAUGAGACAGAGUAUGAUUCAGAAGAAGAUGAGGAGGAGUCGGAGUAUGAAUAUGACGACUAUGAUGACUAUGAUGAGACACUUUCAGAAAGCUCCUGCAGCUCUGAAACACCUACGAUGACAAGGAUUAAUGGCGUGUUCAUGCCCGGUUGGAGUAGCUCCUGGCUAAUGUCUGCAGCGCCCCCUGUGGAGGCAGAGGAGCAUCAGAAGAGCUGGAGCUGCUGCUGGGGAUACAGUCAACAGUUCAGGUGGGUCAGUGUGCCCCAUGCUUAAAGUUAAGUGCUGUAAAGGUUUGAACAACUCUAACAAAAUGUAAGUGAUUAUUUUGUUUGUUUUAGUUUCUGUUUGUAAUCAGGAAAAUGUUUUUGUGUUGACAGUUUAAAAGUUUAUCUUUAAAACAGAUUGGUUGAGCAGCAUAUGAGAAGUUAGGAAAAUACUUGAUGAAAGACACAGGAGUAAAGCACCACACUGGAGGACCCAAGAAAUGGGUGGCUGCAAAGUCUUUUUCUUGCAAGACCAACAUGUCAGCAACAAGUGGUGCUUAGUUACAAUCAUUUCACCUCAGACGGCUUCAACAAUGACCACAAAAAGUUACGAACCAAAAGCUAAAAAAGUAGAUACAACAGUCAUGCUGUCAUAGCCACAGCUGCAACCGUCCAGCAGUUACAUCCUCCUUUUGGGGGUCAAAUCUGGAGCACUGGCCCAGGUCGUUCUUGUGGGCUCGCCAUGUAAGUUGGUGUUUUUCCACCUCUGCACCCGUCUGCCUACACAAUUCCAUGCUGAAGAAAGGGAAAUUUUAUAGACCUCAGGUCUGACAAGCACAGCUGUAUUCUGGGAGUGCAAUACUUCAAGCAGUGGUCCCAAAGUAGGGGUCGAAACCCCCCCCCCCCCCCCCCCAGAUAUCAUGAAUUACUGAGCUGGGGGUCAUGAGGUGCCCCCUGAAAAGCCACUGAAAUCUUAUUUAACCCUUUAAUACCUGAAACCACAAAUUAUGGCCAGAAAAUUCUUUUUUUUUUGGAGCUGAAAUGUUUGUUUAUUUCACUUACCACUGAAAACCAGAAAAAUCAAAAUGUCCUUAAAAUUAAACAAAUAUAUUUAUUUAUCUCGUUUGAUACAUUUUUUUUUCCUCAGGUGGUGUGAAGCUUCGCUGGCGUCCCAUCAUCGUCACAGCGUCAUGCUGACAACCAAACGCAAAACCACAAACCUCCUCCUGACGUCACAGCUGGACGAGGAGAUCACCGAUACGACAGAAUGGAUGGACUCCUGGAAGACCCUGAAAAGAUGGGUCCCACCCAGGGAGGAGGGACCUAAGGAGGAAGAGGAAGAGGAAGAAGAAGAGGAGGAGGAGGAGGAGGAAGAGGAGGAAGAAGAGGAGGAAGAAAAGGAGAAAGAGGAGAAGAUGGAAAAAGAGGUAGAAAAAGUUAUAGAAAAAAUAGAGGAGGAGGAAGAUGAGGAGGAGGAGGAGGAGGAAGAAGAGGAAGAGGAAGAAGAAGAGGAGGAGGAGGAAAAAGAGGAAGAAAAGGGUGUAGAAGAGAAAGAGGAGGAGGAGGAAGAGGAUGAAGGGGUAGACAGUAAGGAGGAUGGCAUAGAUGAGGAGGAAGAUGAAGAGGAGGAAGAAGAGGAGGAGGAAGAAGAAGAGGAGGAGGAGGAGGAAAAAGAGGAAGAAACAACAUCAAAAAGAAAGGAUGAAGAAAUAUGCAAGAUACAGGAGUUCAGGGAAGAAAUGAUCAAGACGGAUCUGGAGAAAGAGGUGGAAGAAGACGAUGAAGGUGUAGAAGAGGAGGAAGAUGAGGGUGAGGAAGAAGAGGAUGAAGACAAAAAAAAGGGUGAUAGUGUUCAAAUAGGAAAGGAGGAUGAGAAGGAGGAUAAAAGAUUGGUAUCAGAGAAGGAGAGUGAGGAGGAAGAUGAUGAUGAUGAGGAGUUUGAGGAAGCGCAGGAGGGGAGGGAGGAUGAAGAGGAAGAGGAGGAGAGUGAUGAGUUUGUAGAUGUGGAAGAGGAGGAGGAAGAGGACGAACAGGAGAAAGAAGAAAAAGCACACAAAAGAGAGAGUGAUGAAGAUGAGGACGAGGAGGAAGAGGAGAAAGAAUAUAAAGAUAAUGAAGAGGAUGAAGAGGGGGAGGAAGAGGAGGAGGUAAAAGAAAAAGGCAAGAUGGAUGAGGAGGAAAAGGAGGAGGAGGGCAAGGAAGAAGAAGAUAAGGAGGAUGAAGAAGUUGAGGAGGAGGAGGAGGAGGAGAAUGACGACAAAGAGGAGGAUGAGGAAGAAGAGGAUGAAGAAGAUAUAAACGUUAAAAAGGAAAAAGAGGUGGCCAAGGAGGAUGAAGACAAAGAAAAAGAUGAUGAUGAGGAGGAGGAUGAAGAAGAGGAGGAAGAAGAUGAGGAGGAUGAAGCUGAUGAAAAGGUGUUAAAAGAAUCAGAGGAAGAGGACAAAGAGGAAGAUGAGGAGGAGGAUGAAGAAAAAGGCGAGGAGGAAAAGGAUGAGGAAGAGGAGGACUCCAAACCUGCUGAAGAAGAGCGGCUAAAAGUAUCAAUAAAGAAUGACAGGAUUAAAAAUGUAGAAGAAGAAAAGGAGAGCAAAAAAGAGAAGAAGAAGAAGAAGAAACGCAAACCUAAUGCCCCGCUCCAUCUUCAGUUCCACAAGCUCCACACCUCCUUCUCCUCCUGGAAACAGUCGUGGAUGGUGACUGUCCCUCACAGACCAGGAGACGUAGAAGAGGAAGAGGAGGAGGAAGGAGAGGAGGUGGAGGAGUUGCGUGCUUGGAAGGAGUCAUGGAGGAUUUGUAGAUGGAAGAAACCGGACGAAGAUGAGGUGGUUUGUUUCUCCACCGAACACCGGAGUCCGAGAUACAUGAGACUGAUACAUGAUGAAGAGGAGGAUGACAUAUGGAACAAAGAGUGGACUCGCAGCUGGAGGAUGAAAUAUAAAGGAGAUAAUGAGGAGGAGGAGGAGGAGGAAGAAGAAGAAGAGGAAGAAGAGGAGGAAGAAGAGGAAGAAGAAGAGGAGGAGGAAGAGGAGGAAGAAGAAGUUUUCUGA